UUUUUAUUUUGUGGCACACUAUACAUCAGUUUUAACCUUUGGUCUAAAUUUGUCCAUGUAGGCAUACACGCUUUCCAUAUGCACACCUAUCGCCAUCUAGUGGUUGAGCAGACAUAACUCCGGUUCAUUCGAAAAAUCGAAAGCGAAGGAACAAUGGACAUAAUCCAGGAUAAAAAAGUGAAACUUAUUGAAUGGCUAUCGGGAGAGGAACUGAUUAUCCAGCAUGUUCAUUCCCGGAAGCUGAUCACCAUGUCUGAAUACAUGACGCUCAAAAGCAUCAAAGAUCCCAUUGCGAAAGUUACUGAACUCUUGGACAACAUUUUGAAAAAAGGAGAUCCCUGUUGCGUCGAAUUUCUAGAGCUGCUGAAGAAAGACGAUGUGAAUGAAUCCAGACCGGCGCUCAAGGAGUGGAUAGGAACAGUAAAUACCUCAGCUCUCAAAGAUAAGAAAAAGGACAGCAACACCUCUCAAGCUGGUACUGCGGAAACUGCAGAUAAUCAGGAAUUUCUGAGGAAGAACCGGGGUCAUCUUAUUGAUAAUGUAAAAGCUGUUGUUAGAAUAGUUGAUGACCUUCCCUUCACUAAUGAAAUGGUGGCAAACGUACGAGCUGAGAACACAGAGCAGGCCAAGAUGAGGAAAGUUCUGGAGUACACAAAUAGCAAAAAAGCUGCUCAGCUUCUGGUUGAUGCCUUGUGGAAACAUGCAAAAGAUGUCAUGGAGGAUCUGACCAUGGCCUAACAGCUCAGUGCAGCAUUUAAAACUUCUUCAAUGAUGGUGCAGGGCAUGAAUUACAGACUAAAUAAGUCCAGUUUUUAAAGAUAAUUUUGUAAGAUGUUAAUCACCCUUUGUCAUACCACUGCAUUUCUCUAUUUUCAUAAUGCUUUACAGCCUUCCAUAAUCAUUCCAGAAUUAGUAGAAUAUAGUCUCCAUAAAAUUAAGUAUCAUGCCAAAUUUGUAAAUCGACUUUUUUUGCAAUCCAUAUUGGAUUCCAAAAAAAAAAAAACGGGUAUUGCACAUAUUACAACAACUCAGUUUUUAUUACUGUUUUUACUGUACACUAUCACCUACAUUUGUUGUGCCUCUCCAAUUUUUAUAUUUUCUUUGUCUUCCAUAAUCAUUCCGAUAUUUGUUCAAUACGCUCUACAUAAAAUUUUAGCUUAUGCUGUUUUUGUGUUUUCUAUAAUGACUAACCCUGUGACUGUGCUGUUUUAAAAAAUAUUAUGGGCAUUUUUUUUAAAAAAACAUUUUUAAAAUCAUCCUCCCCACUCUUUUGUAUCUGCACUCUAAAUUGCAAAUGUAAAACAUUAAAAUCUAAUGCAUUCAUAAUUUGUAACUAUUGAUGCUCAUUUUAUAUCUGAAUAUACAUUAUAUGGUCAAAUAUUUGUGGACACCUGAAUAUAAUAAUAAUAAGUUUAAUUAAUAUACCGCCUUUCCUGAGCUCAAGGACGCUUUACAAUACAAUGAUGCAUAAACAAUGAACAAUCAUGGACACAAACACAAUGUGACAAACAAAGAGCAACCAAACACAAAAGAAAUACACAGUACAGUCACUGAGAAAAUGCAUUAUAACAGAUUAGGACAUAACACUGUGAAAACAGAUAUGUUUUUAAUUGGGAUUUGGAUGGAUGGAGAUGGAUGUGAUGUUGCGAAAAGUGAGCGAAUUCCAGAUUUUAGGUGCUACAGCACUGAAAGACCUGUCACCCAGACAAAAUCUAGGGACAGAGAAAGUCCGAACCCCAGAGGACCUGAGAGCGCGGGUCAUGUUGUAGGGGAGAAGCAGUGCACUAAGAUAGAAUCACACCCAUAGGUGCUUGUUGAACAUCUUAUUCCAGAUUUAGUCCCCCUUGUUGUUAUAAUCGUGGCUGUGGGGAUUUGUGUUCAUUCAGCUACGAGAGCAUUAGCGAUGUCGGGCGAGCAGGCCUGGGGCUUCCAGUUCAUCCCAAAGGUGUUCAGUGGGUGUAAUGUUCAUGUGUCCAAAAAUAUUUGUUCGUAUAGGGCAUUUUAUAUGAAACAUUAGCACCUUUUUUAAAAAGCGUAGGCUAAUUUUAUAUGUAUGUGGUAAUGUCAAUGACAGUGGGAGGUUCAAUAAAAAAAUUAUCAGGAAAUAAAUACAUACAUAAAUUGA
Ictalurus punctatus (channel catfish) is the source of this 2125-nucleotide messenger RNA. RefSeq lists its product as uncharacterized. The transcript has 4 exons. Bases 154 to 738 code for a protein of 194 amino acids. Gene Ontology annotation, biological process: regulation of apoptotic process. NCBI's taxonomy places the organism in Eukaryota, Metazoa, Chordata, Actinopteri, Siluriformes, Ictaluridae. The record is from RefSeq and is a predicted model, not a curated record.